Messenger RNA from Didymella exigua CBS 183.55, 626 nucleotides. RefSeq lists its product as uncharacterized. The record is from RefSeq and is a predicted model, not a curated record. The transcript is spliced from 2 exons. NCBI's taxonomy places the organism in Eukaryota, Fungi, Ascomycota, Dothideomycetes, Pleosporales, Didymellaceae. Gene Ontology annotation, molecular function: iron ion binding; monooxygenase activity; oxidoreductase activity, acting on paired donors, with incorporation or reduction of molecular oxygen. Bases 1 to 534 code for a protein of 177 amino acids.
AUGAUUGAGAACAUUGUUAAGAAGCGCGCGACGAGCGACGAGAAGCACAACAACGCACUACAAUAUAUGCUGGACCAGAGCAACAGGACACAAAAGAUCAUCAAAUUCAUUGUUGAAUGGCUUGCCAAAGCUCGCGAAGAAGUUCGUGCAACUGCAGUUAAGCAUGCCCCGAACCCUAGUGCGCCACUGCGGUUUCAGCUUGACGACGUGCCGCUUGAAGCCUGGGAGGCAGAAUUCCCUGUUGUCAACCUAUGUAUGAAGGACUCUAUCCGUCUUAACCUUCUUAGUACAGCCUUGCAGAAGAACAUUAACUGCCGCCCUCUCCCAACAGAUAACGGCAUGGAAGUCAUUCUUCCCGACGCUGUCGUCACAUACGCAACAGCCAAUGUCCACCAGGACCCGUCCAUUUACCCCAAUCUCUUAGUUUGGGACCCAGCGCGCUACUUGACUGACCGUGAAGAAGACAAGAAUGGGCACUCAGCGUGUAAGCCGAAAGAUCCCCCGUAUUUGAGGGUCCGUGUCAGGGAGAAAUAGGCAGGUGAUUGUUGUACCAGUGGGCAUUUGUUUGCAUAGCUGGCGUCAUCAACAUAUAAAGCGAGGUUUGAACACAUAGGCGUGCAUUGGAG